Molecule: messenger RNA, 1332 nt
Organism: Erigeron canadensis
Lineage: Eukaryota; Viridiplantae; Streptophyta; Magnoliopsida; Asterales; Asteraceae
Exons: 3
Coding region: 1-1275 (424 amino acids)
Source: RefSeq, a predicted model, not a curated record
AUGGUUACUAAUAAAAAUUUACUACAUGAACUCUUACAACAAGACCAAGAACCAUUUCACCUCAACAAUUACAUCUCCAGCCAUCUUUCUAACCUCAAUGCAACUUCUAUCAAAUCCAUAAAAACAGAACCCAUAAUCCAAACACGAAAUUUUUGCAUCAACCAUGUUUGUUUUUACUCUUUUAACGAUUCCCCUGAUGUCCGUAAAUCGCCAUUUCUUGAUAUCCAAAGCCCAUUUUCUAAAACCCCAUCAAAAACCAAAGCCAUGUUACUUGAUGCAGCCAUGAGGAUUCAAAAAAACAAGAAGACAACUUACAAACCAAAACCCGAAUCACCUAUUUCGAGUUUCGGGUUAUUUCGAUCGAUUCUUAAGAAGUUAAAGGGUCGAAAAGCCCGAAUUAAACGACAGGGAUUAGUUAGUACUAGUUUAGAGUGCAGGGUGCAAAUGAUGAAUGAUAAUGAGACUUCAUGUACUAAACUUGAUGAUUUAAGUAAUGAGAUUAAAUCUUGUUGGGAAAAUGAUGAAUUUACUUGCCCUUUAAGUCCUUUUCGAUUUUCUCUUGAGAAAAGUCAUGAUUCUUGUCCACGGACACCUGAUUUUCUAUCUCCAGCGACUUCUCCAGCUCAUCACUUACAGCAGGAUCAUGAAGUUGAUGAAUCCAUAGAAGUCCAUUCACACGAAGAGGAUAAAGAACAAUGCAGUCCGGUAUCAGUGUUGGAUCCCGCAUUUCCAGAUGAUAAGGAGGGACACGAUUUUGGAGCCGAAGAGGACAAUGGUUACAAUAAUCUCGAAUGCAUAUAUGCCAAUGUACAGAGAGCAAAACAUAAGUUGUUACAAAAGCUUCAUAGAUUUGAGAAGCUUGCAAAGUUGGAUCCAAUCGAACUAGAAAAACGCAUGUCAGAACAAUGUGAUGAUGACAUACAAGAAGAAGAAGCGACUAAUGGAGUCGAUUUAAGUGACAUAUUGAACGUUUUAAAUGUCAAGGAAAUCCCAAUACACAUGAAUAGGCUCAUAUCAGAUCUUAUCGUUGAAGAAACAAAAAAUGAUGCGCAAUGCAAUGUGAUAGUUCAAAGGGUACGUAGUAGGUUGGAGUCAUGGAAAAUGGUCGAAUCAAACACGAUAGAUAUGAUGGUGGAAUUGGAUUUUAGAAAAGAGAGAAGUCAAGGGUGGACGACGUAUGGUGAACCUAAGAUUAGGGAGAUCGGGAUGGACAUAGAAAUGGCAAUUUUUGGUGUGUUAAUGGAGGAAUUAACUCAAACACUUGUAAUUAGCUGACUAGUUAUGUCUUUAGUCAGAAUUAAUGUAACAUUUUUGUACAAGGGAGAAUAGGAU